Messenger RNA from Raphanus sativus (radish), 1830 nucleotides. RefSeq names its product cation/calcium exchanger 2. Gene Ontology annotation, cellular component: membrane. Gene Ontology annotation, biological process: transmembrane transport; monoatomic cation transport. Bases 158 to 1810 code for a protein of 550 amino acids. The transcript is spliced from 2 exons. The record is from RefSeq and is a predicted model, not a curated record. NCBI's taxonomy places the organism in Eukaryota, Viridiplantae, Streptophyta, Magnoliopsida, Brassicales, Brassicaceae. Gene Ontology annotation, molecular function: monoatomic cation transmembrane transporter activity.
CAAAGAUUGACCGAUAAGGAGGGUGGGUAUAAGAGAUGAUGUCCCGUGUGUUUGUGGGUGUUGGUGUCUUCUUUGCUACGAGAACUCUUCCGCAAUCCAGUAGAUUCCUUCCUUCUUUGCUUUAUCCAAAUCUUAAUAAAAAGGUUUCACCUGAUUGAUGGGAUAUCCAUUUUCUUCAAUCCGUUCCGGUCACUCGAAAAUCACAUUCCUCCUCCUCCUCAUCCUCUCUUGUCUCCUCUUCGCAAUCCCCGGUGAGUGCAGCGCCCUGAGACCUAAUUCAGACAGUGACUGCAGCGCCCUGAAGCACUUCCACGACUACAAAUCAAAGUGCUCUUACCUGAAAUCAAUCGACCGUUGCGCGAGCCAAGGCUUCGUCGACUACCUCUCCUUCCUCUAUUGCAACUUCGAUGGGUUCCCAGUACUGGGUCAGUCCCUUCUCUUCCUCUGGCUCCUCGUUCUGUUCUACGUGUUGGGCCACACAGCUUCCGAGUACUUCUGCUCGUCUCUCGAGUCUCUCUCGAAGCUGUUAAAUUUGUCACCGACCGUUGCGGGUGUGACUCUUCUCUCUCUCGGUAACGGCGCUCCUGAUCUGUUCGCUAGUUUGGUCUCUUUCAUGGGGGAGUCAAAGGGUGGUACUUACGACGUUGGUCUCAACACUGUCGUGGGAGGCUCUGCUUUCGUCACCUGCGUGGUCGUUGGGGUUAUAAGCGUUUCGUUGCAUAGGAGAAAGGUUAGGAUAGAGAGGUCUGCUUUCAUAAGAGACGUUUGCUUCUUCUGCGCUGCGGUUGGCUCCUUGGCUUUGAUCUUGGUCUACGGGAAGAUCAAUCUCUGGGGAGCUCUCGGGUUCUGUUCUCUGUACGCUGUGUACGUUGCCUUUGUGUAUCUCUCUUGGAGGUUUGGUGGAGAGAGUGGCUGCGAGUUUGAUGUCGAGUCGGUUCAUAAAAGGGGUAGUAGUAGUAGUCUUAGUGAACCAAUCUUGGAGCAGAGAGACGAUCUUGAUGAUGAUGUUGUUGUUGUUGUUGAUGAUGGGAGAUGUUACUGGAAGUUAGUGGUUUGGGUUGUUACUUUGCCUCUCUACUUGCCGAGGAGAAUGACUAUACCUGUCGUGAGUGAAGACAGAUGGUCUAAACCGAUAGCUGUUGCUUCGGUUACGUUUGCUCCGGUUCUCUUGUCGUUUCUAUGGAACUGGAAGCGGAAUCCGACAAGUUUCGAGGUGGAGAUUGUUUAUCUAGUUGGAUGUUUGGUCGGUAUAGUUCUUGGUUUUGUCGCAGGAGCCACGACGAAGAAGUCAAACCCGCCAAAGAAGUGGUUACUACCUUGGUUAGCUGGAGGGUUUGUGAUGAGCAUGACGUGGAGUUACAUAUCAGCGCAAGAGCUGGUCGCGCUUUUGACUUCGCUAGGUUACAUCUUCGGUGUAAGCCCUUCGAUCUUGGGCCUCACGGUUCUCGCUUGGGGGAACUCGAUAGGAGAUCUUAUAACCAACGUGACGAUGGCGCUGCACGAUGGGGACGAAGGAGCUCAGGUGGCUGUGUCGGGAUGCUACGCUGGUCCUAUCUUUAAUACGUUGUUUGCUCUAGGGGUGUCGCUUGUGGGAUGCGCGUGGGAGAUUUAUCCGUCGAGUAUUGUGAUAAAGACGGAUCCUCGCGUGUUGGAGAGUCUUGGGUUUCUGGUGGUAGGACUGGUUUGGUCGUUCUUGGUUCUGUUUAGUAAUAGAAUGAGGCUUGGUGGUGUGAUGGGUAUAGGGCUUUUGGUUAUUUACUUGGCUUCGUUGUCUAUAAGAAUUGUACAAACAGUUGGAGAUUCUCACUAACCUUUUGAUUUCAACUCACA